UACAUAUCUCAUUAUUUCAAGUUUUAGUAAGAUGAUAUAAAAAUAUGGGAAUUAUGUUUUUAACUAUAUAAAUAUGAAGUUUUUAAUAUUAUUUAUUUUUAAUAUUUUCACAUUUGUAAUAUCUAAUCACAUCAAAUUAAUUCCAGAAUUAUGCAAAGCAGGUGAUCCAUUUACGGUGAAUCAUCAAACACCAACAAUUCAUGGUAUCCUCUCAGCACUAGUGAAUACAAAUAAAAAGUGCUCAAGUAAUUUUUCGUUAUUAAAGGUUAAGAGAAACGGCGGCAUUGUGAAUUUGGAAAUUUGUUAUGACGAGUUUUUAUUAAAAACAAUAUACGUAAAAUUUGAAAUCGAUGGCGUUUCACUUAAAAAGUUUGACAGUGUGAUUAUACCACCACUUGUGACUCAAAAUAUAAAUUUGUAUCCGGAAAAUGUAGCGUGUUUCUAUACAAAAAAUCAUCAAGCAGCUCUAUUUAAAUAUAUAUACAAUAGUGAAGAUGCCAUUACCGAUUCGUCGUUUUUAACCGAAGGACAUUUAGCUAGUAAUUCCGAUUUUACUGAAGACUAUAAGCAAUUGGGAACGUUUUUUUAUGCUAACAUAACGCCCCAAUGGAAAUCCAUUAAUCAGCACGCGUGGGCACUUAUUGAAUCAGCUAUUAGAUCGUAUGCAAUUGAUACCGGCGAGAUACUGGAAGCGUACGCGGGCACGCACGGACAGGCGCUGACGGACAGCGGACAGCCGCUGUUCUUGACGGACGACGGUCGGGUGCCGGUGGCCGCGUGGCUGUGGAAAGCCGUCGUCGACCGGUCCGCCGGCGCCGGCGUCGCGUUCGUCUGCCGCAAUGACCCGUCUCAGCGGACAGCCGCGGCCGGCACGCCGUGCGGCGGCGCGGACGUCUGCGCGGACGGCCGCUGGAACGCCAUCGCGGUGGCCGGCAUGUCGUUUUGCUGCACAUUGCAACAGCUCGCGGAAACGAUUCCGGAAGCGGCGGCGGCCAUAGUGGGCGUCGACGCCGACGUGGGCCUGUUAAAAAGACCGCCGCCGCCGCCAAAGUCUUCCGAGAGCGUGACGACGGCAUAUGGCGACGUCGACGACGACGAUGGCGGGGACGAGGACCACGACGACGAACAAGCAGAAAAAAACGAUUGACGACGGAUUGUCUGACCUGCCGCCGCAUCGAUAAUACGUUACGUUUACGGCGUAUACACGCGGUGUUUAAACGGCUGUGACGUCUCCCGCGACGGCUUUCGUUGUGUUUAACUUUUUUUUUCAUUUAUUUACACAAUUAUUAUACUUUCCCAAAGACGAUUUCACGUAUUGUCGGUAUAAGAUGCCGCGAAUAGGUGGUUUAUGUUUUUGAAUGUUAAGUUGAGCUAAGGCGGACAGUGGUCCGCGACUCAUACGCAAUCGCCGUUUAAUUUCGAAACGUAUUCUGCUUCUGGUUUAGAAAUAAAAUUAUUUAAACAUAAAAAACUUGCGUUAUGACGACAACAGUAAUGAAAAUUAUACCGAAAAUUGACCGUAUUGUGAAUAUUUCAGAAUGUAUACAAAUGUAACAACAGCCUGAGGAAAUUAGUGUGACGUGCUAUAAAUGGUUCAUCUUAAGUUGUGUUAUUGUUAUUACGAUUGCAUCGAAAACGUUGACUAAUCUAAUAUAACUCGAUGAACCGUAUAAUAUUAUAAUUAUUUUAAACGGAGAGAGAUUAGGUAUAUUAAAAUUAAAAAAAAAAAAAACCCGAUAAAAUAGAAAUUUACUGACUCGUUAUAACGUCCUCUAUUUUGGGGGUGUCUGUUAGAAAAGGUUUUACUGUGUACUAUAAUAUUCGUAUAUAUAUUAUUUUUCGUUUAUUACUCGAAAAUACACUUAAGAUUACUCAUAAACAGCUUCAUGUUCCAAUAGGAUGUAAUAUUUUAGGCCAACCGGUGGUGGUAUGAUUUGCCGUUUAUGACUUGCACUAACCAAUUCGAUUAACUAUUCGACUAUCCGCCAUAGGUGACAGUACCUACACAUCGGGAAUGGAAUAGUUGUCUACCGAUAUUUAGCAAGAUCGUUGACCUCGAUUCAAAAUUCAAGGGGCUGAUUUUCAUCAAAUACUAAUUUUAAUUUAAAGGAAACAAUAAUGUUAGUAAUAACAUAAAACGAAUGAAUGCACGGUAAAGUAACGAGUGAGUUGAACAAAUUGAAAACAAAAUUUAAUAAUAAUAAUAAUUAUUAAAAUUUGGUGCCAGAAAAGCCAAACGGGCUUAGAACUCCGGACGGAGAAUGGAAAACGUAACAUAGAGUAAUACGAAUAAAAUGUGUAGAAUAUAAUAUUAUGUCGGGACAAAAAUGAAGGUCCGUGACUAUUUUUUGUUCGUACAACUUUUAAUAAUACUUUUUGAAAUAAUAAAAUGCAAUAGCUAAUAAGACGUCAUGCCGGACAGAUGUCUGCGUGAAAUAAUAAUCAUAAUAAUAAGUACUACGUAAUAUAUUAUUAUUUAUCAAUCAAGGGACGAGUCACGUGUGGGUAGUCGAUAGUAUUUAGGCGUGUAUCUGUGUAAGCUAAUACCAUUGUCCAAUGGCAAAUGCAGCGAGGACGAUGGGUUGUAUAAUUAUUGUUGAUAAUAAUAAAUUAUAAUGAUUUAUUAAUGAAAUGAUCAAGUGCGGUUGUCCGAUUGUGCGACAAUGAACAGAGGUGGUGGUGGUCGAUAUUGCAACCGGUGAGCGGUGGCACAGUGGAUUAUUAUAAUUCAACGAACACUAAAAUAUUCCUAAUUAAUAAAUAGCGCUAAACGAAAAAAUUCAAUUUAAUAUGUCGAACGUCGACACAGCGUCUAUGAUGAGUUUUUUUCAUACAGUCUCAAAAAUCAUCUAGUUUUUAAAACGUUUGUAAAACCUGAUAAGCACAUACUAUUAUUUUCGCGGGUAGUUAAAUAUAUGUACAUAAUCACACAUUUCUAGUAUUAAAACUUGCAUUUUUUUUUUAUAAAUUGUAUAAAUUAUCUGUA
This is a messenger RNA of Rhopalosiphum maidis (corn leaf aphid), 2986 nucleotides long. RefSeq lists its product as uncharacterized. Bases 74 to 1147 code for a protein of 357 amino acids. The transcript is spliced from 4 exons. Gene Ontology annotation, cellular component: nucleus; mitochondrial inner membrane. The record is from RefSeq and is a predicted model, not a curated record. Gene Ontology annotation, biological process: apoptotic DNA fragmentation. NCBI's taxonomy places the organism in Eukaryota, Metazoa, Arthropoda, Insecta, Hemiptera, Aphididae. Gene Ontology annotation, molecular function: single-stranded DNA endonuclease activity; nucleic acid binding; metal ion binding.